UAUACCAGUUUCUGCCUCCACCAAUGAUGUAUAAAGAAUCUCUUCCUCUACACCAUGAGCAUUCUAAAAUGCGAAAAAUAGUAUCUCAAUGUAGUGCAAAGACUAGUCUACAGUUCGUUUACCAAGCAAAAGUUGGGGGUCGCUGGUUCCCAGCCGUCUGCGCACACAGCAAGAAGCAAGGCAAGCAGGAAGCAGCAGAUGCGGCCCUCCGCGUCUUGAUUGGGGAGGACGAGAAGGCAGAGCGCAUGGGUUUCACAGAGCUUCCUCUCACAGGCAGCACCUUCCACGACCAGAUAGCCAUGCUGAGCCACCGGUGCUUCAAUGCUCUCACCAACAGUUUCCAGCCCUCCUUGCUUGGCCGCAAGAUCCUGGCUGCCAUCAUCAUGAAGAAAGACUCUGAAGACCUGGGUGUCGUGGUCAGCUUGGGGACAGGGAAUCGCUGUGUGAAAGGAGAUUCUCUAAGCCUAAAGGGAGAAACCGUCAAUGACUGCCACGCAGAGAUCAUCUCCCGGAGAGGCUUCAUCAGGUUUCUCUACAGCGAGUUAAUGAAGUACAACCCCCAGACUGCGAAGGAUAGUAUAUUUGAGCCUGCUAAGGGAGGAGAAAAGCUCCAAAUAAAAAAGACCGUGUCGUUCCAUCUCUAUAUCAGCACGGCCCCAUGUGGCGAUGGUGCCCUCUUUGACAAGUCCUGUAGCGACCGUGCUGUGGAGAGCACAGACUCCCGACACUACCCUGUUUUUGAGAAUCCCAAACAAGGCAAGCUCCGCACCAAGGUAGAGAACGGAGAAGGCACAAUCCCAGUGGAGUCCAGUGACAUUGUGCCCACGUGGGAUGGCAUUCGGCUGGGGGAGAGACUCCGAACCAUGUCCUGUAGUGACAAGAUCCUGCGUUGGAACGUGCUCGGCCUGCAGGGGGCGCUGUUGACCCACUUCCUGCAGCCUGUGUAUCUCAAAUCCGUCACACUGGGUUACCUUUUCAGCCAAGGGCAUCUGACCCGUGCCAUUUGCUGUCGUGUGACAAGAGAUGGGAGUGCGUUUGAGGAUGGACUCCGACAUCCCUUCAUUGUCAACCACCCCAAGGUUGGCCGAGUCAGUGUAUACGAUUCCAAGAGGCAAUCCGGGAAGACCAAGGAGACAAGCGUCAACUGGUGUUUGGCUGACGGCUAUGACCUAGAGAUCCUAGAUGGGACCAGAGGCACCGUGGAUGGGCCACGGAAUGAAUUAUCCCGGGUCUCCAAAAAGAACAUUUUCCUUCUAUUCAAGAAGCUCUGCUCCUUCCGGUACCGCAGGGAUCUACUUAGACUCUCCUAUGGUGAAGCCAAGAAAGCUGCCCGUGACUACGAGAUAGCCAAGAACUACUUCAAAAAAAGUCUGAAGGACAUGGGCUACGGGAACUGGAUAAGCAAACCCCAGGAGGAAAAGAAUUUUUAUCUCUGCCCAGUGUAGUGUGAUCCGGUGACUGAUGGGUCAGGGUGUUUCACACUGGGGUGAGAGAGAGAGGUCGUAGCAUUCCUCAUCACAUUGGUCAAGGGUUUUUGGUUUUUGGUUUCCUUUUUGUUUUGUUUUGUUUUUGUUUUUAAAUGGAACCACAAUUGGUAACACUGAGAAAUUUGGGUUCCUGUUUUUCCUGCUUUCUUUGGGAUUACUAGGCCAGGUCUAGCCAUCCCCCUUCUCUUUUCCCAAGCAGAGGGGUAGAAACCUAAGGGCAGAGGGAAGGGGUUGUUCCUUCUUUGCGCCCACUUCCUCUUCCUUCUUCGUUUUUUCCUGUUUCCGUCCCCUUUGUGUUUGCUACACUGACCUCUUGUGGUCUCGAUUAGGUUCCAGUCAACAGUGUGAAUCAUGCCAGGGACUGAUGAUUUUUCAUUUGUGGCUUCUGAGGCCCCUCUGCUUCCCCUCCUCCCCUUCUGAGAUUCCUUCUUCAUGAUCAUUAAGUUCUACCUUUUCCUCCAAGAGGGUAAGGAGGUGAACUUAAAGAAUUUGGUGAAACAUUGAUAAGGGCAGGAGUUUAAAACGGCAGUCAGCUUGUUACCAGUGCCAAGCGUGAUCAGAAUCUGCAGAUAAUGCUCAGUCACCUUCAGAUCGUGCACUUUAGCUGGCUUGGGAGGGGCCCAGAGGCAGGGCAGGCUGCUGCCUGGGACAUGCAUCCCUUCCGCAGGUGGCAGGGAAGGCUGGGACCAGCCAGACGGGGCUAAAGGAGUUGCCCGAGCAAUAGGGGAAGUCUGCCCUGCAGAGGUGACACAGACCACUUCCUGGGGAAGCAGACAUGUCUUGGAAUGUUGCCAAGCUCCCAGCUGUCCCUCCUAAAGCAUUGCUAGGAAUUUGUCCUACCAAUGGGGGAAGUAGCGCCACAGACCCCAACCAACUGGUAGGAAAAAACCCAGGAUAAAUCCUAGAGGGUAAAUCAUUUCUGCUCAGAUAAUCAGGACCUAGCAGGAAUAAGGGCAAAAAAUCAUGUUGGGUCAGAUCACUGUUCCACCCAGCAUGUUUCUUAUGACAGUGACACCAAGGGAAGGUGAUUAAGUCAUGGGUAAAUUGGGAGUUUUAAAAAGAAUGCUGUAAAUGUUGAUUCCUAACAGCUACAGAUAACCUGUAAUUGCACAGAUUUAAAAGUCAGAUGUCAUUUGCCAUUGAUUAACCAAGUGCUUUUGUUUCGCCUGAUAGCUUCAGAAGGUUGUUUGUGGGCGGGUCACAGACCUGAGGUCUCCCUGCCUGCUAGGGAAUCUUUAUAGGGUUGACAUUCAACAGUAGUUCUAGGUGAAAGGGCAGGUUGUCCUAAAACUCUGUGAGAUGGGACCCUUGGUCUACACCUCAAGGUACUGUGGACUCUUGUCAGAGCCUUCGACUCUCUGUGGGGUCUGGCUCUGGGCCUAAGCCAGCCAGACAUGCUCAAGAAAAGUACAGAGGCCCUGCCCCCUCCAGGCCUGAGCCUGCCUCUUCCCUCAGGAUGAUUCCUCUAUCGUAUCUGUGAACAUGCCGAGCCAGUGCCCUCAGACGAUUUUCCGUCCUCCCCCACACCCCGCAAGCUCCUGACUAGUUAACCCCCCCGUCUGUCCCACCUCUUCAGCGGUGGAUACAUCCGCAUCCACACAUUUAUUCUUGUGGCUACCGUUCUCUCUGUACUUUUGACCAAAGUGAGAAAACGUAAGUCUUUAAAUACACUAAGGAUAUCUUUGCGGAACACCAAAGUGUCCCAAGGAACUAGGAGGGAAACCGUGCCUGUCUUCUCGGGGGGAAGGGGCCUGCCCCCAAGUCCUGUGAAUCACCUGAUGGCACACAAAAUCAGUCCUGCCCCAGGAGGCAGCUCAUCUCCCUAGUUCUUCAGGCUAGAGGGUAUCACCUACUGAUUCCUCGGCAUGUUCGGCCCCUGUGGACCGUCUUGGGCAUUGGAAUCUCCUGCAGAGCUCAGACUCGGCUGCCUCUUCUUUAACCGGGAGCACGGGCACUCUCAAAAGGUCAGAGCCCCUGCUUGCCCCAAGAUCUUGUCUAGCAAACUUACAGUAUUCAGCUUCUGUUGUAGGGAGAGAGCAAGGCUUCCCUGUACCCAUGCAUCUGCUGGAAACAAGCCUGUGUCAGGCCCUGCGCGGCCGUGCCCACCCCUGCCCCUCUGAGUCACAUGGGACAGAGGCAGAACUCCCACCUAGAGUGUUCUCUUCACUUUUUCGUCCAAUCUUUGUUUUUAGUAAGCAAGACCUUUUUCUUUUUUUUAAUGAUCUUUGUAGUUGAUUUGUCUGAACUGUGGCUAUUGUGCAUUUUUUGAAUAAUCACUUGUAAAAACUGUCACUGCUUCAAGCUAUUUCCUUUACUCAUGUUGAAGGGAUUUUGCUGGUUUUGGGGGUCUUGGUAGUAACUCCAAGAGCAGAGUGGGGAAGAGCCCAAGCGUAGACUUGGGUGCCACGAUGGGUGCAGUCAGUUUUAUGAUUCCACUUUUAUGUGUCCCUUGGUAAAAGUGACUAACAAUAUACAUUCCUCGUAAAUAAAAAAAAAGAAGAAUCUGAA
This is a messenger RNA of Lagenorhynchus albirostris (white-beaked dolphin), 3995 nucleotides long. It is a transcript of the gene ADAR, whose product is annotated as adenosine deaminase RNA specific. Gene Ontology annotation, molecular function: double-stranded RNA adenosine deaminase activity; tRNA-specific adenosine deaminase activity; double-stranded RNA binding. The transcript has 10 exons. The record is from RefSeq and is a predicted model, not a curated record. Gene Ontology annotation, cellular component: cytoplasm; nucleolus. Lineage: Eukaryota; Metazoa; Chordata; Mammalia; Artiodactyla; Delphinidae. Gene Ontology annotation, biological process: RNA processing; adenosine to inosine editing. The coding region runs from base 24 to 1445 and encodes 473 amino acids.